Scleropages formosus (Asian bonytongue) is the source of this 2065-nucleotide messenger RNA. It is a transcript of the gene slc5a11, whose product is annotated as solute carrier family 5 member 11. Lineage: Eukaryota; Metazoa; Chordata; Actinopteri; Osteoglossiformes; Osteoglossidae. Gene Ontology annotation, biological process: transmembrane transport. The coding region runs from base 16 to 1830 and encodes 604 amino acids. The record is from RefSeq and is a predicted model, not a curated record. The transcript is spliced from 14 exons. Gene Ontology annotation, molecular function: D-glucose:sodium symporter activity. Gene Ontology annotation, cellular component: plasma membrane.
CUUGCGGGGAAAAACAUGGUUUGGUGGCCGGUGGGGGCAUCGCUGUUUGCCAGUAACGUGGGUAGUGGGCACUUCAUCGGCCUUGCCGGCUCUGGGGCUGCAGUAGGCAUUGGCCCCACGGCAUAUGAAUGGAAUGGUCUGUUCAUGGUCCUUGUCCUUGGCUGGAUAUUCCUGCCCAUCUACAUCACCUCUGGGGUGACAACAAUGCCAGAAUAUUUACAGAAGAGAUUUGGUGGGAAGCGAAUACAAUUAUUUAUAGCUGUUUUAUACUUAUUUAUUUACAUUUUCACAAAAAUUUCGGUGGACAUGUACGCCGGGGCCGUAUUCAUCCAGCAGGCCCUACACUGGAACCUGUACCUGGCUGUAGUUCUCCUGCUGGCUAUCACUGCCCUCUACACAGUGGCAGGAGGCCUGGCGGCAGUGAUCUACACGGAUGCUGUACAAACUGUUAUCAUGGUGAUCGGUGCUCUGACGCUCAUGGUCUUCAGUUUUGUGGAGGUGGGCGGUUGGGAUGCUCUUCUCCAAGGCUAUGCGGAUGCCAUUCCUAGUGUCCGCUACCCCAACAGCACCUGUGGCAUUCCCCGAGAUGAUGCCUUUCACCUGUUUCGUGACCCUCUAACCUCUGACCUGCCCUGGCCUGGGGUCCUGGUCGGGAUGACCAUCCCAUCACUGUGGUACUGGUGCACAGACCAGGUGAUUGUACAGCGAUCGCUAGCCGCAAAGAACAUGGUUCAUGCCAAAGGAGGCUCCUUGCUGGCUGCAUACCUGAAGAUCCUUCCCUUUUUCAUGAUGGUGUUACCAGGAAUGAUCAGCAGGAUCCUCUUCCCAGAUGAGGUUGCGUGUGGAGACCCUGCAGUGUGUGAAAAAGUGUGCAAAAACCCUGUAGGCUGCACGGACAUUGCCUACCCAAAGUUGGUCAUGGAGCUUCUGCCUGCAGGCCUCCGAGGAUUGAUGAUGUCAGUGAUGAUCGCGGCACUCAUGUCCUCACUUACCUCCAUCUUCAACAGCUCCAGCACCAUAUUCACCAUGGACCUGUGGAGACACAUGCGCACACAGGCCACCGAGUGGGAGUUGAUGAUUGUGGGCAGGGUGUUUGUGUUGGUGCUCGUGGUUAUCUCUGUGCUCUGGAUCCCCCUGGUGCAGGCCAGCCAGGGCGGCCAGCUCUUCAUCUACAUCCAGUCCAUCAGCUCCUAUCUGCAGCCGCCCAUCUCUGUAGUCUUCAUUGCUGGCUGCUUCUGGAGGCGGGCCAACGAGAAGGGUGCCUUCUGGGGAUUGGUGGUUGGCUUGCUGGCUGGCUGUGUGCGGAUGGGCCUAGAUUUCGUGUACCCUGUUCCGCUGUGCUACGAGGAAGACUUGAGGCCCCAUGUGAUUAAAUAUGUCCACUACCUCUACUUCUCCAUCAUCCUGUCUGUGUUAACGAUGGCCGUGGUCGUUGUUGUCAGUCUGGCAACAGAGAAGCCCCACCCAGAACAGACCAGUGGCCUCACCUGGUUCACCAGGUUUGACAAGAUGGGGAAAGACAACGAGGGCUUGGAAGUAGUCGACUUACCAUUGCAAGGAAAUGCACAACAUGAGGUAGUGGAAGAAUCCAGCAAUAAAGAUGAAAAUCAGGAAAAAAACGAGAGCAACAAGGAAGGCAUGUCAAAGGUUAAAGCUGCCAUUCUCUGGCUCUGUGGGUUGGAGCGCAAGAAGGAGGGUCCUACCAUUCCGCCGUCUCCGCCAAUGACUGUUGGCACCCUGCACGAGGACCCCUUCAUGAGGCGUGUGGUCAAUGCUAAUCUGAUAGUGUGCAUGGCUGUUGCUGUGUUCCUGAUUGGCUACUGGGCCUAGUGGAAGAAUACAGCUGUAGAUGUGAGAGUGGACACACCUGAAUGCACCCGGGUCACAGCUGAACAGUCAUGUCCAAAAUGCACCGAACAAAGUCUGUGGUUGUGCAAUGACAUCUUCCUAAUGUUCACAUGGGUUUCAUAUGUUCAUCACAUCCAACACAUACACCAUCUGCAGGACAUGCACUAACAAUAAUAUUCUAUAUAUUUCUACUUCUCAUUCAAUCAGUCUGUUGCUU